Nipponia nippon (crested ibis) is the source of this 3501-nucleotide messenger RNA. The record is from RefSeq and is a predicted model, not a curated record. NCBI's taxonomy places the organism in Eukaryota, Metazoa, Chordata, Aves, Pelecaniformes, Threskiornithidae.
GGGCAGAGCAAGGAGAAGGAGAAGAUGAAGGAGGGCAAGGAGAAGGAUGCCCGCUACACCAACGGCCACCUCUUCACCACCAUCACCGUCUCCGGCAUGACCAUGUGCUUCGCCUGCAACAAGAGCAUCACGGCCAAGGAAGCUCUUAUCUGCCCCACCGCCAUCCGGGAGCGCCCCAACUCGGCCAUCUACCCCUCGGAGAGCUUCCGCCAGACGCUGCUGGGUCCCCGCCGCGGCCGACCCUCCCUCUCCCUCUCCAAGAGCGUCUCUACCACCAACAUCGCGGGGACGUUCAACGAUGAGUCUCCCCUGGGGAUACGGCGGAUCCUGUCCCAGUCCACGGACUCCCUCAACAUGCGCAACCGCACGCUCUCCGUGGAGUCGCUCAUCGACGAAGGCCCCGACGUCAUCCUCAACCAGCUGAUGAGCGACUUCGAGACGGACGGGAAGGACUUCGAGGCGGAUUCCUGGAGCUUGGCCGUGGAUAACAGCUACCUGCAGCAGCACAAGAUGGACGUCAUGAAGCGCCAGGACGUCAUCUACGAGCUGAUCCAGACGGAGAUCCACCACGUCCGCACGCUGAAGAUCAUGGCCAACAUGUUCCGCAAGGCCAUGCUGGACGAUCUGCAGGUGGACCCGGGCACGGUGCAGAAAAUCUUCCCCUGCGUGGAUGAGCUGAGCCAGAUCCACGAGCGGUUCCUGGCGCAGCUCCUGGAGCGUCGCCGGGAGUCCCUGGCCCACGACAGCAACAAGAACUUUGUCAUCAACCGGCUGGGGGACAUCCUCGUCAACCAGUUUUCGGGCGCCAGCGCGGAGCAGCUGAAGAAAGCCUACUCCGAGUUCUGCAGCAAGCACACCAAAGCCGUGAAGGAGUACAAGGACCUGCUCGCUCGCGACAAGCGCUUCCAGCAGUUCAUCCGGCGGAUGACGCGAUCCCCGCUGCUCCGACGUCACGGGGUGCCCGAGUGCAUUUUGCUGGUGACGCAGAGGAUCACCAAGUACCCGGUGCUCAUCGAGCGCAUCCUGAAGAACUCCAAAGACAACGAGGGUGACUCCGCGGACCUGUCGCGAGCGCUGAAGCUGGUGAAGGAGCUGAUCUCCUCCAUCAACGAGGAGGUGCACACGUGUGAGAUGAACGCGCGGCUGUGGGACGUCUACAGGCGUGUGGACGGCCGGGCCAAAGUGCAGCUGCCAUGGGAGAGCCGCGCCGGCGUUUUCGGCAAGGACGAGCUCCUGCGGCGUAAGCUGGUGCACAGCGGCUGCAUGCUCUGGAAGACGGCGGCCGGGCGCUUCAAAGACGUCCUGGUGCUGCUCAUGACGGACGUCCUCAUCUUCCUGCAAGAGAAGGACCAGAAAUACACCUUCCCCAUGCUGGACAAGCCGGCCGUCAUCUCCCUGCAAAACCUCAUCGUGCGGGAUAUCGCCAACCAGGAGAAGGGGAUGUUCCUGAUCAGCGCGGCGCCGCCGGAGAUGUACGAGGUCCACGCCGCCUCCCGCGAUGACCGCAACAACUGGAUGAAGGUCAUCCAGCAGACGGUCAGCCUCUGCCCCAGCCGCCAGGACUUUCCUCUGAUCGAGACAGAGAUCGAAGCAUCCUUACGCAAGCUGAAAGACGGCGACGCCGGCAGCUUCAACGGCUCCCUGGAGUUCUGCAGGGCGGAUUCGGAUGCUGGGCAGCGGGAUGGGAACGGCAACCAGCUCCUGCAGAGGGUACCCCAAGAGGAGAUCAACCAGCGGCUGGUGAACCUCUACACCCUCCUGCACGGGCUCCAGCAGCUGAGCCACAGCCCCCACCCCGCCAGCCUCUCCUUCCACCACCCUGCCUUCGCCCCCUGCUCCCGGGAGGAGCUGGAUUACCGGGGGGGCGAUCCCGACCGGCUGCGGGAGGGCGAGGACGUCCUGGACGCGCUCCUGGAGGACGAGGACUUGGGGAGCCGCCGCUCGCCCCCCGCCAGCCCCCGCGCUCCCCCGGAGCCGCUCGCCACCCCCCAGGUCGAGAGCUGGAACAAGCAGGACCAGAAGCUUUUGGAGGCGGUGGAGAAGGGCAACGUGGGCAGGGUGUCUGCCCUCGCCUCCCGCAAAACGGCCCGGCCCGCCAAGCUCAACGCCGUGGGGCAAUCCGCCUUCCACCUGGCCGCAUCCAGGGGCCUCACCGAGUGCCUGACGCUGCUGCUGGCCCACGGGGCCCCCGUUAACGAGAAGAACGAUGACGGCAGCACCGCUCUGCAUCUGGCCACCAUCGCCUGCCAGCCCCAGUGCGUCAAGGUCCUGCUGCAGUACAGUGCCAAUGAGAGCCACGUGGACGGGCAGAACCGAACCCCCCUGCACUGGGCUGCCUCCUCGGGCUGCGCCUCCAGCGUGCUGCUGCUCUGUGACCACGAGGCCCUCCUGGACGUCACCGACGCCGUGAGUGGGGAGCGGGGCGGGGUGGCAGGGGGUGGCAGGGGACGGCGGGGGCUGACAGGUGCCUCCGCGUCCCCCCAGCACGGGCAGACCCCCCUGAUGCUGGCGGCGCGGGGGAACCACGCUGCCAUCUGCGCCCAGCUCCUGCAGAGAGGGGCCGACCCCAACCUGGCCGACAAGGACAAGAAGACCGCCCUGAUGCUGGCCUGCGAGCACGGCAGCCUGGAGUCGGCCGAGCUGCUGCUGAGCCACGGGGCGGCCAUGGGGGACGAGGACCGCUGGCGCUACGCGGGACGGACCCCCAGCCGCGCGCUCCGGAAGCCGGGGGAUCGCCGGCGCCGGCCGCCCCCCCCCGCCGGCAUCCGGCAGCAGGUGUGCGGGAGCGCGCGGCUCCUGCCCGGCUGCGAAGCUGGGGACGGGGCGAAGGAUGAGGACGGCGCCUGCCUGGCCCUCUUGGCCCAGCAUGUGGCGGAGCUGAGGAAGAGGAUGAUGGCUGAGGAAGAGAAGGAUGGAGAACACCAAACUGCGGCACAGCUCAACGGCGACGCCAGAGCGCCGGAGCUGGUCCCAUUCCUGACCUGGCUGGGGGAAGAGUGUGCCAAAAUGCAGGCGGCGAAGGCGAGCGCCUUCGCCCGGAGCAAGGGGCUGCGGAAGGAGGUGGAGGAAGCCCUGCGGAGCAAACUGCACUACGAGGUGGUGUCAGCCGACGCCGUCCGGAAAAGCCUGGCGGCUUGGGAGAAGAUGGUGGUGGGGCUGGAGCAGGCGCUGAGCCGCGCCGAUGAGACCCACGCCAAGAUGCUCAAGGGAUCCCGCGUCCUCCUGGAAAACCUCUGGCGGGAGCCGGCGUUGCCGCUCACCGGGAUGGCGCCUUGCCAGUGCCCAAUGAAGAAGCUGCUGGCGGAGACGGAGAAGCUGUCGGCGGAGGUGCUGGGGCUCCGCAGCCAGAACGCCCGGCUCCAGCUCCAGCUGGAGGUCCAGCAGAAAAACCACCGGGACAUCGUGGCCGUCUAUAGGACCCACCUGCUCAACGCUGCCCAGGGGUUCAUGGAUGAGGGGGUGCACGCCAUGCUGCUGCGGAUCCUGCGGACAGAGGAGUGA